Lactuca saligna is the source of this 2541-nucleotide messenger RNA. NCBI's taxonomy places the organism in Eukaryota, Viridiplantae, Streptophyta, Magnoliopsida, Asterales, Asteraceae. The record is from the annotation of a GenBank genome assembly.
AUAGUUAUAAAGAGCAAUAUAUAUCUCCUUUUGAUAUCCUCUCCAAAUUCCAAGUCUGUAAUAAAGAGGUUCAAUAACUACAGCCAUUUGCGUUACAAAGGAGAGGAUGAUACUCUAGUCAUAUGCCAUUAAUCGAAUAUUGGCCUCAUCCUCACUCUCUCGCUAACUGAUUUGUGCUCCGCCGGCUGGCGGUGCAGGUGCUAACUAGUUGAAAUGGAAGGAUAUUUGAAGAAGGAUUUUGAUUUUCCGGCGAAGCAUCCGUCGGAAGCGGCUCUGAAGAAAUGGCGCAACGCCGUCUCACUCGUCAAAAACCACCGCCGACGCUUUCGUCAUGUUGCUGACCUCGAAAAGCGAUCUAUUCACCAGAACCGACUUAGCAAAAUCAAGGAAGACCUGCGUGUUACCUUCAUCGCCAUAAGGGCAGCAAUGCGCUUUAUGGAUGCUGCCGCUCACCCUCAAAACAUGACACGCGAACCCCAUCAACCAAGAGACAUAAAACACUCCGAAUACAGCAAAAACCCAGACAAACUCGCAUCCAUGGUACGUAAUUACGACAUGAAAGCCUUACGAUCCCUUAAUGGAGUCAACGGAAUCGCAGAAGCAGUCAACGUCUCAAUCGACGAAGGAGUCAAAUCAACCGAUAUACCUACCAGACAAGAAACAUACGGAAUCAACAAGUACACCGAAAAGCCUUCCAAGAGUUUCUUCAUGUUCAUAUGGGACGCCCUUCAUGAUUUAACUCUUAUCAUCCUUAUAGUAUGCGCCAUUGUCUCGAUAGGCGUAGGACUCGCAACCGAAGGCUUUCCAAACGGAAUAUACGAUGGACUCGGAAUCUUACUCAGUAUUUUACUUGUCGUCACUGUCACUGCUGUCAGCGACUACAAACAAUCGUUACAAUUUAAAGACCUCGACAAGGAGAAAAAAAAGAUUUCAUGUCAUGUCACUCGAGACACGUGUCGCCAAAAGGUCUCAAUUUACGACCUGGUGGUCGGCGACGUCGUCCAUUUAUCCAUCGGCGACCAAGUCCCCGCCGACGGAAUAUUCAUCUCCGGAUACAAUUUAUUAAUCGACGAAUCAAGUUUAACCGGCGAGAGCGAUCCUGUAAUCAUCAACGAGAAAAAACCGUUCCUACUCGCCGGAACGAAAGUACAAGACGGCUCAGCCAAAAUGCUCGUGACAGCAGUCGGCAUGAAAACCGAAUGGGGAAAAUUAAUGGAAACGUUAAGCGAAGAAGGAGAAGACGAGACUCCUUUACAAGUGAAACUAAACGGCGUCGCUACAAUCAUUGGAAAAAUCGGAUUGGUUUUCGCAAUUUUGACUUUUCUUGUGUUGACUGUGAGAUUUCUUAUAGAAAAAGCAAUGCGCAAUGAGUUUACAACUUGGUCGUCUGCUGAUGCUUUGAAUAUGUUGGAUUAUUUCGCAACCGCGGUUACUAUAAUUGUGGUUGCUGUACCUGAAGGGUUACCUUUAGCGGUUACUUUAAGUCUGGCGUUUGCUAUGAAGGAAUUAAUGAAAGACAAAGCACUUGUGAGACAUCUAUCUGCUUGUGAGACAAUGGGUUCUUCUACGGUUAUAUGCACGGAUAAAACCGGGACUUUAACAACAAAUCACAUGGUAGUUACUAAAAUAUUCGUAUCCGGUGAAAUUAAAGAAGUUAAAGAUAAUGCAAAAUUACCGGAAAGGGUAUCGGAGGUUCUCUUGCAAGGUAUAUUUGAAUGUACGGGGUCCGAGGUGGUGAAGGACAAAUCUGGAAAAACUUCAAUUUUAGGUACCCCAACAGAAUCCGCGAUUCUACAAUACGGGUUGGAUCUAGGUGGCGAUUUUGAAACCGUACGCCGUGAGAUUAAAAUGUUGAAAAUGGAACCUUUUAAUUCUGCUAAAAAGAAAAUGUCGGUGAUCGUGACUCUUCCGGAAGGUCAAACGCGUGCUUUUUGUAAAGGUGCAUCUGAAAUAGUGUUGGGAUUAUGUGACAAGAUGAUCGAUGGGAAUGGAGAGGUUGUUCCUCUGUCCGAAGAGAAAGUGAAAUUUGUUACAAAUGUUAUUGAAGAAUUUGCGGUUGAGGCUUUGAGAACUCUUUGUUUGGCUUAUUUGGAUGUUGAAGGUAGCUUUGAUUGUGAAAAAAAUCUACCCGAGAGUGGUUACACAUUGAUUGCGGUUGUUGGAAUUAAGGACCCACUUAGGCCAGGAGUAAAAGAAGCAGUUGAAACCUGUUUGGCUGCUGGUAUUACUGUUCGUAUGGUUACCGGUGAUAAUAUCAACACAGCUAAAGCCAUUGCAAAGGAAUGUGGUAUACUUACCGAAGGUGGCAUAGCAAUUGAAGGUCCAGAUUUUAGAACCAAAACCAUCCAAGAAUUGGACGCACUAGCUCCUAGAAUUCAGGUAAUGGCUAGAUCAUCACCAACAGACAAACAUGAACUUGUGAAGCAUUUGAAACGCAUGUCACAAGUUGUGGCAGUUACAGGUGAUGGCACAAAUGAUGCUCCCGCUCUACACGAGUCUGAUAUUGGAUUUGCCAUGGGCAUAGCAGGAACCGAGAUUUGA